Messenger RNA from Drosophila guanche, 1552 nucleotides. It is a transcript of the gene Ilk, whose product is annotated as integrin-linked protein kinase homolog pat-4. Gene Ontology annotation, biological process: integrin-mediated signaling pathway; substrate adhesion-dependent cell spreading; protein phosphorylation. Gene Ontology annotation, molecular function: ATP binding; protein binding; protein kinase activity. Lineage: Eukaryota; Metazoa; Arthropoda; Insecta; Diptera; Drosophilidae. The coding region runs from base 132 to 1478 and encodes 448 amino acids. The transcript is spliced from 4 exons. Gene Ontology annotation, cellular component: stress fiber; focal adhesion. The record is from RefSeq and is a predicted model, not a curated record.
ACAAAUAAAAACAAAAAUAUCUGCAACAACUGCUGCAAUUUAAUACUUUUUAGGCGUUUCUAGAUGUAAUUAAAGUUCGAUUUCUGGCUAAAACAGUGACACACAGCAGAAUAAACGAGUGAAGGCUAGAAAUGGAGGAUAUAUUCCACUGGUGCCGCGAGGGCAACUCGAUUCAAGUGCGCCUCUGGCUGGACGAGACGGAGCAUGACAUGAAUCUGGGAGACGAUCAUGGCUUUAGUCCUCUGCACUGGGUGGCCAAGGAGGGACAUGCCAAGCUGGUGGAAACCCUGCUGCAGCGUGGCGCCCGUGUCAAUGCCACGAAUAUGGGAGAUGACAUCCCACUCCAUUUGGCUGCCGCUCACGGUCAUCGCGAUGUUGUCCAGAUGUUGCUGCGUGAAAAGUCUGAUGUGAAUGCUGUAAACGAGCACGGCAACACACCGCUGCAUUAUGCCUGCUUCUGGGGCUAUGACAUGAUCUGCGAAGAUCUGCUCAGUGCUGGCGCGCUGGUCUCCAUUGCCAAUAAGGACGGGCACACGCCCGUUGACAAGGCAAAGCCGAGUCUGGGCAAGCGUAUGCAGGAUUUGGCUGAGAGGAGUGGCCAGGAAAUGAAGGUCAUUAGCUUCAAGGAGCAGAGCUGGCAGGGUAUGAAGACUAGGUCACGAGAUGCUACGCUUUCACGCUUCAAGGGCAUCAGCAUGGGCGACCUGGACCUGCACACCAAGCUCUCGGUGACUGCCUCGGGCGAGACAUGGCGUGGACGCUGGCAGAAGAACGAUGUCGUGGCCAAGAUUCUGGGCGUGCGUCAGUGCACGCCGCGCAUCUCGCGCGACUUCAACGAGGAGUUCCCCAAGCUGCGCAUCUUCUCGCAUCCCAACAUUUUGCCCAUCAUCGGAGCUUGCAAUUCGCCACCCAAUCUGGUGGUGAUUAGUCAGUAUAUGCCACGGUCAUCGCUCUUCAACUUGUUGCAUGGAGCCACUGGCGUGGUGGUGGACACCAGCCAGGCGGUGAGCUUUGCUCUGGAUAUUGCCCGAGGCAUGGCCUUCCUCCAUUCGCUGGAGCGCAUCAUACCCACAUAUCAUCUGAACAGCCAUCAUGUGAUGAUCGAUGAGGAUCUGACGGCAAGAAUCAACAUGGGCGAUGCCAAGUUCUCGUUCCAGGAGAAGGGACGCAUCUACCAGCCGGCAUGGAUGUCGCCAGAGGCGCUGCAGCGCAAGCCAGCGGAUCGCAACUGGGAGGCCUCCGAUAUGUGGAGCUUUGCCAUACUCAUCUGGGAGCUGACCACACGCGAGGUGCCCUUCGCCGAAUGGUCGCCCAUGGAGUGCGGCAUGAAGAUCGCCCUGGAGGGACUGCGGGUUAAGAUUCCACCAGGCACCUCCUCCCACAUGUCCAAACUAAUCUCGAUCUGCAUGAACGAGGAUCCGGGCAAGCGGCCCAAGUUCGACAUGGUUGUGCCCAUUCUCGAGAAGAUGAAACGUUGAAGCUGCAGCUGCAAUUUAUAAGCCAAAAUGUGCCUUGUCUACAACGUGUUUUUGCCAGCUAAUUUUAAUACCAA